Molecule: messenger RNA, 1430 nt
Organism: Lolium rigidum
Lineage: Eukaryota; Viridiplantae; Streptophyta; Magnoliopsida; Poales; Poaceae
Product: alpha/beta hydrolase domain-containing protein WAV2-like
Exons: 8
Coding region: 46-1011 (321 amino acids)
Biological process (GO): proteolysis
Cellular component (GO): membrane
Molecular function (GO): palmitoyl-(protein) hydrolase activity; serine-type peptidase activity
Source: RefSeq, a predicted model, not a curated record
CCACCACCCGCCUCACGAAGCUCUCCCCUCCCAUCGGCGGCGGAGAUGGUGGGGCUGCUCAAGGCGCUGGUGUACGGCGCCGGGGGCAUGGCGGUGGUCGGCCUGGCGGCGCUGGUGGCGCUGCAGGAGCGCCUCGUCUACGUGCCCGUGCUCCCGGGCCUCGCGCGCGCCUACUCCAUCACGCCCUCGCGCCUCCGCCUCGUCUACGAGGACGUCUGGCUCCGCGCCGCCGACGGCGUGCGCCUCCACUCCUGGUUCCUCCGCCACUCACCCACCUGCCGAGGUCCAACCAUUCUGUUCUUCCAAGAAAAUGCCGGCAACAUUGCACAUCGUUUGGAAUGCGUCCGAUUAAUGAUGCAGCGGCUGCAGUGCAAUGUGUUUAUGCUUUCUUACAGAGGGUACGGCGAGAGUGAAGGUUUUCCUUCUCAGAGUGGUAUCACAAAAGAUGCACAGGCCGCACUUGAUCAUCUAGUUCAGAGGAAGGACAUUGACACAUCCAGGAUAGUUAUCUUUGGGAGAUCUUUAGGAGGUGCUGUUGGAGCAGUUCUUGCAAAAAAUAAUCCUGAUAAGGUGUCUGCUCUAAUACUGGAAAAUACUUUCACAUCUAUAUUGGAUAUGGCUGGUAUCAUGCUCCCCUUCCUAAGAUGGUUCAUAGGUGGCAGUUCUUCUAAAGGCCCAAAACUUCUUAACUGCGUUGUUCGCUCUCCAUGGAGUACACUUGAUGUUGUUGCAGAGGUCAAGCAGCCCAUUCUCUUCCUUUCUGGAUUACAAGAUGAACUUGUCCCCCCUUCACACAUGAAGAUGCUUUAUGACAAAGCUAUUGAAAAUAACAGGAAUUGUAGAUUUGUCGAUUUUCCCAGUGGUAUGCAUAUGGAUACCUGGAUUUCUGGAGGAGACCGUUACUGGAGGACAAUCCAAUUGUUUCUAGACCAAUAUGCUCCAGAAGGACAGAGUUGUGAUGCCAGUUGUGCAAGUGAAAUUGCUGAUGAUGAACCUGCUUCACGGGGAUGAAAAAAAGUGGGAGUUAUUUUAGCUCGUCUUUUGACGAAUUCAAUCUCUUUCUAUAUGAAGCUGCAUAAUAACUGGAACAUCUAGAGCAGCGUUCCACCAGUUUUCUGAUGUUGAUGCAAUUCCAGUCAUUGAUGAAUUGAAGAAGCCAAAGCUGUGAAUAUAUGUUGAGGUUGUUCUCCAUCCCGUGUGCUGCUGCUGCAUUGUCUGUGGACCAACAUAUAUAUUUCUGUGUCUGGUCUAGCCUUGGACCAUUGAUUUCUUGUAUCAUGUAUGAAUUAUCUUUAUUCAACUAUCUGCACGUUUUUUAUAACUAGCAGUAGCAUAUGCCAGAAAAUCUGGAAUUUGGUCUAUGACAACUCAAUACAUAGGGUAAGAUUGUUGGCUCAACCAUUUAGUUUGUGAUUUUGAUUGUCGCUAUU